Messenger RNA from Hippopotamus amphibius kiboko, 3614 nucleotides. RefSeq names its product cancer antigen 1 (gene CAGE1). The record is from RefSeq and is a predicted model, not a curated record. The coding region runs from base 210 to 2390 and encodes 726 amino acids. Lineage: Eukaryota; Metazoa; Chordata; Mammalia; Artiodactyla; Hippopotamidae. The transcript is spliced from 10 exons.
AGUUUAUUUCAUAAGUGUAAAUGUAACUGUUAACUCAUAAAUUUAAGGUCAGCUAAUUCUUAUUUCUGUCUUUCUCUUUCUAAUGAGAUGUCAACAUUGGGAAUUACUCACAGAAUGUACUAACUCAGCCAAUUGACACCAGCAUUUCUUUCUUCAGUCAAUUUGAACCCCUUUGCAAAUUUCAUCAGACAGAAGCAUUUAAUAAUGAAAUGGUAACAUUUCAAAAUCUGACAGAAGGCUUAUCUUAUACAGAGGAGCCAGAAUUGCAACAUCAUGUAUAUAAUUAUGCAAAAGACACCAAUCUACAGGAAGAUUCAUUUAAGGAAGAAAAUCCAAUGGGAACUGGCACUUCCACAAAUAAAGAUCAACUUGGAGAGACGCUGGAAUUGAUGGAAAUGUCACUGGCUAAUAGUACUGCCGCAGAAUCUGCCCUCAACCCUAGUCAACCUCAAGGCUUCUUGUGUGAGGAAAAUGUAGACAGUGAUGUUGAACAACCACUUUAUGAAGAGAAUCACUUUACCUUGCUUGAUCUGAGAGCUAAUUAUAAAACAGAGGAGAUUGCAGGUUCUUCCAAAGGAAUACAGAAUUCUGUGCAUAUUCCUGAGAGAUCAAUGAGGCACCAAAAGGAAGUCGCAGCAGAGGGCAGGGAGAGUCCAGAGAUUGUCUCAACUUGGUCUCCUACAGGCAUUUCCUGGAGUGGUGAAGCAUCUCAGGAGGACUGCAGGACACCCGACACAGAGCAAAGCUUGGAAAGCUCACAACCUCUGGAAGAGGACAUGGCUUUAAAUGAAGUCCUACGGAAAUUGAAACAUACUAACAAAGAACAGCAAACUCUGAUCCAAGACCUACAGCAUAGUAACAUGUAUUUAGAGAAGAAGGUUGAAGAACUACAAAUGAAGGCAACUAAACAGCACGUGUUCGUGGACAUCAUCAAUAAGCUAAAGGAGAAUGUCGAAGAACUAAUUGAAGACAAAUACAGAGUAAUGCUAGAGAAGAAUGAUAUAGAGAAGACAUUGCAGGAUUUGCAUGAGAUUUUAGUUAACACCCAAAAACAUCUUCAGGAAUCCAGGAAUGAAAAGGAAACUUUACAGCUAGAGCUUAAGAAGAUUAAGAGCAAUUAUGUUAGUCUGCAGGAAAGGUACAUGACUGAAAUGCAGCAGAAAAAUAAAGCUGCAAGUCAGUGCGCGGAGAUGGACAGAGCCUUAAGCAAGAAAGAAGAAGAGGUAGAGAGGCUGCAGCAACUCAAAGGAGAACUGGAAAAGACCACCACUUCCGCUCUGGACUUGUUGAAAAGGGAAAAAGAGACCCGAGAACACGAGUUCCUGUCUUUACAGGAGGAAUUUCAGAAACGGGAAAAGGAAAACCUGGAUGAAAGACAGAAACUUAAGUCUAGACUUGAGAAACUGGUCGCUCAAGUUCAAAAUUUGCAAUUCGUAUCUGACAAUGAAAAGGCUAAGAAUGCAACACUCCAGCAGCAGAUCAAGGAAGUGAAAAGUGAAAACGCAAAACUUCAGCAGCAGGUUGCCAGGAGUGAGGAGCAAGAUUAUGUCCCUCAAUGUGAGACAGCUCAACUCAAGGAGCACUUAGAGGAAGUAAUAGAGUCAGAUAUGGCAAAGGAUGCAAAGGUGAUACAUUCUAAUUUGUUCCUGAAUCAGUCACCUUGUGAAGGAGAGAGCCCAAAUCCCCCAGACAUGAAGAGAACUUCGCAGCUGACCUCCAAAAUUCGCAAUCUUCUGGCUCUGAUGGUAGGACUUCUCAAGUGCCAGGUCAUCACCAAUCCCGAUGCCGAACAUUUCGAAGAGAAUGAGAAAGUUAGUGAUAUCCUGCUACACAAAUUGAAGAGUUUUCAUCUUAAAAAGAAAAAGUUAAAUACAGAGCUACUGAAACACAAAGACAGAAUCACAGCUUUCAGAGAGUUAAUUGCUAAUGAAAAAUCAUUUCAAGAUCAGGUUACUGAGGUUACAGGCUUGGAUUCAAGUGAAGCCAAGAAUGUUGGAGACAUACCUGUCUUACUGGGAGCCAAACUGGAUCAGUACCACGAUCUAAACGAAGAGCUUGAUUUCUUGAUUGCAAAAUUGGGAAAUCUUCUAGAGUCAAAAGAAGACCACUGCAGCAGACUCAUUGAAGAAAAUGACAAGUAUCAAAGACAUUUAGGCAACUUAAUAAAUAAGGUUACAUCAUAUGAAGAAAUUAUCGAAUGUGCUGACCAAAGGCUCAUGAUAUCCAACUCCCAGAUUGCACAUUUAGAAGAGAGAAAUAAACAUUUGGAAGAUUUAAUUAGAAGGCCCAGAGAGAGAGCCAGAAAACCAAGACCAAGAAGUCAUCCGAAGCCCAUGACCGUGGUAGGUCACGUUGAUGACCUUUAUAAAGAAUGCUCUAUUUCCAUGUGAUUUGACAGUUACACAGGAUUAAAUACGAGUUCCUAAAGCUGCAUUUCAGUAACGUUCAGCUUAGCUUUCCCCUCUGCCCUCAGACGAGGGCCUCUUUGGCUUCUGAUUGCAGCUGGUCCUGUACUUGGAAGCCCCUCCCCCACAAGUGUAUUGGUCCCCUUCAUUUCAGCUUCCUGUCAAGCCCUCCUCGUCUUCACCUGGCCUGUCACAGUCAUCUUCUUCCUCGGGUUCCCGCCUCCAGUUUUGCUCCACCCUCCACAAAUUAGACAGAGUGAUGGUCCAGACACAAAACCCGAUUAUGCCACUCCCCUCAAGAGACCCUUCGAUGCGUCCCAGUUGCAUUCAGGCUCAAAUCCAGCUCCUUAGCAUGGCAUAAAGGUCCUCUGCGACCUGCCUAGCGCUUGCCUUCCGACCCAGUGUUCUUGUUCACUGCUUCCUCCUUCUCGUCAUGCACACCAACCAUAUCUAACCACUGCAGUAUUUUACACAUGCUGUAUUACCUUUGUGCCUUCCUGUUACUGCCCAGGCAGCUCCCCUACCUGGAAUGCUCUCUCCCGACUCCUUUUCUCCCCGUGACUUCGGUUCCCACCUCACAGACACCUGCCAGCUCAAGCUCCAUCUCCUCUGUGCGGCCUUUCCCGCCCUGUCUCCCAAGCGGAGCUGACUACUUCCUCCCGUGGGCCCACACUGAGUCCUCAGAUAAGAGAGCACCCGUAAUACUUCAUUACAGUCCUCUGCUUGCAUGUCCCCUGAUGUGACUAGAGCUCUAAGAAUUCUCAUAUUCACUUUGGUAUUCCCCAAGCACCUAGCCCAUAAUAGGUGCUAAAUAGUCAAAUAUUAGACAGACUCGGGACCCAGGCCCAACGAUCUACUUGCUGGAGUAACCCCUAGUAGAAGAUACACCUGGAGCCACCCUGUCUCACCCCAGGCUGUGGGUGUGGGUACAUGAAUACCGUGGCCUGUUUGUGACAAGCUUUGCAGAAGAGGGGUACAGUCAACGGGCAUGUCUCUCUCUGCCCCAUUGAGAUCCAGUUGUUGUAAUAGUUGAUUUGCGAGGACACCUUAACACUGUGAAUUCUUAGUUACACUGUGCGGGUGUGUCUCUCAUGAAUUGUUAAGAUUCUUGCUUCUGUUCCUUUUUCUUCAUUCUGCCAGCUGGCAACCAAACCAAGGAAGAUGCAACUCAACCAACCUCAUUCCUUGUCGUAUUCCUUAAGGGGAGAA